This is a messenger RNA of Sycon ciliatum, 408 nucleotides long. RefSeq names its product ataxin-8-like. The transcript has a single exon. The annotation marks the transcript as partial. The record is from RefSeq and is a predicted model, not a curated record. Lineage: Eukaryota; Metazoa; Porifera; Calcarea; Leucosolenida; Sycettidae.
CAACAACAACAACAACAACAACAACAACAACAACAACAACAACAACAACAACAACAACAACAACAACAACAACAACAACAACAACAACAACAACAACAACAACAACAACAACAACAACAACAACAACAACAACAACAACAACAACAACAACAACAACAACAACAACAACAACAACAACAACAACAACAACAACAACAACAACAACAACAACAACAACAACAACAACAACAACAACAACAACAACAACAACAACAACAACAACAACAACAACAACAACAACAACAACAACAACAACAACAACAACAACAACAACAACAACAACAACAACAACAACAACAACAACAACAACAACAACAACAACAACUCAUCCUCUCCCAUACUUGUAAAGUUCAAAGUGAUGUAAAUCAC